Messenger RNA from Striga asiatica, 357 nucleotides. The record is from the annotation of a GenBank genome assembly. NCBI's taxonomy places the organism in Eukaryota, Viridiplantae, Streptophyta, Magnoliopsida, Lamiales, Orobanchaceae.
AUGAUAUGGGACUAUGAUAGUAAUGGCAACCUCUCAGUGGAUUUUGUCUAUUCAGAGCUGGUUAAUGACAAGUGGGGAAAACUAGAUAUUGCUGAAAGGAGCAAUGAGCAAGAAGAAGCAAAAACUCACCCUAACCGCGUCGAGAUCGUGCAACUCGACGACACCACCAGCGAGAUCCUAGCCUCCCACCAAGCUCAUCUUCGUGCCCGACAAGGAGUGCCAGCGCCCCGAUUUGCUCGUCUCCUCCGCCUUUGGCAGAUCUCCGAUUCCGACGGCAGCCGCCGUGUGGAGCUCAAGAGCCUGCUGAACAACGGUCGUAACAGCGAGUUCUCUGGGCCACUCACCUCGUUCGACUAG